GGAGCUUGCAGUGAGCCGAGAUCGCGCCAUUGCACUCCGGCCUGGGCAACACAAAGAGACGCAGUCUCAACUUCCAACAAAGGAUUUCAUUGCUUUAGGAAUCGAGGUGUGGCUAAGUUUUUACCUGGGAGCAAAGGUGAUGCAAGCGUUUCUGGUGAGACCUACCCUUGGUUUAGGGUGGGGAGGGACCGCAUAACAGACCAUCUGUAGACUCCUUUGGAAAGCAGCAGAGACGCUGCAGAGGGCUUUUCUUAGACAUCAUCUGCAGACGGCUGGCAGGAUAGAAGCAGCGGCUCACUUGGACUUUUUCACCAGGGAAAUCACAGACAAUGAUGGGGCUCUUCCCCAGAACUACAGGGGCUCUGGCCAUCUUCAUGGUGGUCAUAUUGGUUCAUGGAGAAUUGCGAAUAGAGACUAAAGGUCAAUAUGAUGAAGAAGAGAUGACUAUGCAACAAGCUAAAAGAAGGCAAAAACGUGAAUGGGUGAAAUUUGCCAAACCCUGCAGAGAAGGAGAAGAUAACUCAAAAAGAAACCCAAUUGCCAAGAUUACUUCAGAUUACCAAGCAACCCAGAAAAUCACCUACAGAAUCUCUGGAGUGGGAAUCGAUCAGCCGCCUUUUGGAAUCUUUGUUGUUGACAAAAACACUGGAGAUAUUAACAUAACAGCUAUAGUUGACCGGGAGGAAACUCCAAGCUUCCUGAUCACAUGUCGGGCUCUAAACGCCCAAGGACUAGAUGUAGAGAAACCACUUAUACUAACGGUUAAAAUUUUGGAUAUUAAUGAUAAUCCUCCAGUAUUUUCACAACAAAUUUUCAUGGGUGAAAUUGAAGAAAAUAGUGCCUCAAACUCACUGGUGAUGAUACUAAAUGCCACAGAUGCAGAUGAACCAAACCACUUGAAUUCUAAAAUUGCCUUCAAAAUUGUCUCUCAGGAACCAGCAGGCACACCCAUGUUCCUCCUAAGCAGAAACACUGGGGAAGUCCGUACUUUGACCAAUUCUCUUGACCGAGAGCAAGCUAGCAGCUAUCGUCUGGUUGUGAGUGGUGCAGACAAAGAUGGAGAAGGACUAUCAACUCAAUGUGAAUGUAAUAUUAAAGUGAAAGAUGUCAACGAUAACUUCCCAAUGUUUAGAGACUCUCAGUAUUCAGCAAGUAUUGAAGAAAAUAUUUUAAGUUCUGAAUUACUUCGAUUUCAAGUAACAGAUUUGGAUGAAGAGUACACAGAUAAUUGGCUUGCAGUAUAUUUCUUUACCUCUGGGAACGAAGGAAAUUGGUUUGAAAUACAAACUGAUCCUAGAACUAAUGAAGGCAUCCUGAAAGUGGUGAAGGCUCUAGAUUAUGAACAACUACAAAGCGUGAAACUUAGUAUUGCUGUCAAAAACAAAGCUGAAUUUCACCAAUCAGUAAUCUCUCGAUACCGAGUUCAGUCAACCCCAGUCACAAUUCAGGUAAUAAACGUAAGAGAAGGAAUUGCAUUCCGUCCUGCUUCCAAGACAUUUACUGUGCAAAAAGGCAUAAGUAGCAAAAAAUUGGUGGAUUAUAUCCUGGGAACAUAUCAAGCCAUCGAUGAGGACACUAACAAAGCUGCCUCAAAUGUCAAAUAUGUCAUGGGACGUAACGAUGGUGGAUACCUAAUGAUUGAUUCAAAAACUGCUGAAAUCAAAUUUGUCAAAAAUAUGAACCGAGAUUCUACUUUCAUAGUUAACAAAACAAUCACAGCUGAGGUUCUGGCCAUAGACGAAUACACGGGUAAAACUUCUACAGGCACGGUAUAUGUUAGAGUACCCGAUUUCAAUGACAAUUGUCCAACAGCUGUCCUCGAAAAAGAUGCAGUUUGCAGUUCUUCACCUUCCGUGGUUGUCUCCGCUAGAACACUGAAUAAUAGAUACACUGGCCCCUAUACAUUUGCACUGGAAGAUCAACCUGUAAAGUUGCCUGCCGUAUGGAGUAUCACAACCCUCAAUGCUACCUCGGCCCUCCUCAGAGCCCAGGAACAGAUAGCUCCUGGAGUAUACCACAUCUCCCUGGUACUUACAGACAGUCAGAACAAUCGGUGUGAGAUGCCAGGCAGCUUGACACUGGAAGUCUGUCAGUGUGACAACAGGGGCAUCUGUGGAACUUCUUACCCAACCACAAGCCCUGGGACCAGGUAUGGCAGGCCGCACUCAGGGAGGCUGGGGCCUGCCGCCAUCGGCCUGCUGCUCCUUGGUCUCCUGCUGCUGCUGUUGGCCCCCCUUCUGCUGUUGACCUGUGACUGUGGGGCAGGUUCUACUGGGGGAGUGACAGGUGGUUUUAUCCCAGUUCCUGAUGGCUCAGAAGGAACAAUUCAUCAGUGGGGAAUUGAAGGAGCCCAUCCUGAAGACAAGGAAAUCACAAAUAUUUGUGUGCCUCCUGUAACAGCCAAUGGAGCCGAUUUCAUGGAAAGUUCUGAAGUUUGUACAAAUACGUAUGCCAGAGGGACAGCGGUGGAAGGCACUUCAGGAAUGGAAAUGACCACUAAGCUUGGAGCAGCCACUGAAUCUGGAGGUGCUGCAGGCUUUGCAACAGGGACAGUGUCAGGAGCUGCUUCAGGAUUCGGAGCAGCCACUGGAGUUGGCAUCUGUUCCUCAGGGCAGUCUGGAACCAUGAGAACAAGGCAUUCCACUGGAGGAACCAAUAAGGACUACGCUGAUGGGGCAAUAAGCAUGAAUUUUCUGGACUCCUACUUUUCUCAGAAAGCAUUUGCCUGUGCGGAGGAAGACGAUGGCCAGGAAGCAAAUGACUGCUUGUUGAUCUAUGAUAAUGAAGGCGCAGAUGCCACUGGUUCUCCUGUGGGCUCCGUGGGUUGUUGCAGUUUUAUUGCUGAUGACCUGGAUGACAGCUUCUUGGACUCACUUGGACCCAAAUUUAAAAAACUUGCAGAGAUAAGCCUUGGUGUUGAUGGUGAAGGCAAACAAGUUCAGCCACCCUCUAAAGACAGCGGUUAUGGGAUUGAAUCCUGUGGCCAUCCCAUAGAAGCCCAGCAGACAGGAUUUGUUAAGUGCCAGACUUUGUCAGGAAGUCAAGGAGCUUCUGCUUUGUCCGCCUCUGGGUCUGUCCAGCCAGCUGUUUCCAUCCCUGACCCUCUGCAGCAUGGUAACUAUUUGGUAACGGAGACUUACUCGGCUUCUGGUUCCCUCGUGCAACCUUCCACUGCAGGCUUUGAUCCACUUCUCACACAAAAUGUGAUAGUGACAGAAAGGGUGAUCUGUCCCAUUUCCAGUGUUCCUGGCAACCUAGCUGGCCCAACGCAGCUACGAGGGUCACAUACUAUGCUCUGUACAGAGGAUCCUUGCUCCCGUCUAAUAUGACCAGAAUGAGCUAGAAUACCACACUGACCAAAUCUGGAUCUUUGAACUAAAGUAUUCAAAAUAGCAUAGCAAAGCUCAC
Pan troglodytes (chimpanzee) is the source of this 3408-nucleotide messenger RNA. RefSeq names its product desmoglein 3 (gene DSG3). Lineage: Eukaryota; Metazoa; Chordata; Mammalia; Primates; Hominidae. Gene Ontology annotation, biological process: homophilic cell-cell adhesion. The coding region runs from base 330 to 3329 and encodes 999 amino acids. Gene Ontology annotation, molecular function: calcium ion binding. The transcript has 17 exons. The record is from RefSeq and is a predicted model, not a curated record. Gene Ontology annotation, cellular component: plasma membrane; desmosome.